CUUCUCAUUGUUUACAGUUCAUCUUUGUUAACGAUAGCACUUGCUGUACUAAAGUCAAUAAUUUGGGUGUUCAACAGAAAAAAUUUGGAGUACUUUGUUAAUUUCAUGUUAACAAGUUAUUGGAACAUAGUUAAAGUUGAUGUUUUUAUACAUUUACAAGAAUAUGCAAUAUAUGCUAAAUACAUUUCAAAGGGCUAUCUUGUUUCCAUGUUCAAUACACUAUUAUUUUAUAGUAGUUUACCUAUUAUUGAAGUACUCAUUAGUAAACAUCAAGAUUCAAAUAAUAAUUUUACUAUGAAAAACUUACCAUUUACUGGAGCAGCCCCUGUGGCUUUUGUCAAAUUUCCUUUCUAUCAGAUUAUAUAUAUACACCAAGUGUUAGCAACAAAUAUCUGCGCUCUGAUUAUGCUUGCAACUGAUGCUUUAAUAGCAUCUGCUUUGCUCCAUACAUGUGGCCAUUUUGCAGUACUUAAACAACAAUUAAAGGAACUUGAUUCAUAUAUUUACUGUGUAUGUAUCAUAUCAUUCGUAUAUAGUUUUACCGUAAAACUAAUGGAAUUAUCAUCUAAGUAAUAACUUCGUACCUUAUAGAUAACCAAUUCAGAAAAUAAUUUGAAAAACAUAGAUACAAAUAUGUAUAACAUAAAAAUUCAAUUGAUGCAUGUGAUUCAACAUCAUCAAAUCAUUCUUUGGUUUUGUGAUAACAUGGAAAAGAAUUUUCACCUAAUGCUCUUUUUACAAACUAUCACUAGCAGUCUCAUAAUUUGUUUUGUUGGAUUUCAGGUUUCUACUGUAAGUAUAACUUUAACGUAUUUUGCACUAACAGAGCAUUCUAAAUUAAUUACAUCCUUCUCUCACUUAAUCGUGGCACUUUUCCAAUUAUUACUUUUCUGUUUUCCCGGCGAUAUUUUAAUGCGACAGAGUACUGAUAUAAGCACAGCUGUAUACAGCAUUCAAUGGUACAAAUUGCCACGUUGUAUUAAAGAUGAAGUCUGCAUGAUCAUAUUACGUUCUCAAAAACCUUGUUGUAUUACAGCUGGAAAACUAUAUGUGAUGCAUUUAGACAAUUUCUCUGCGGUAAAGUUUACCAUACUUUUGUUUAUAAAAAUAACAAAUAUCUUUACUAUUACGAUCUUAUUUACUAUUGUAUGUAAAAUUAUAAGAAGUAAUAAUUGUAUCAUGAUCAUUUACAGAUACUUAGUACUGCAUUUUCGUACUUCAUGAUGCUUAGAAGCUUCAAUUCAGAAGUUUAAAAUGUAUAU
Messenger RNA from Osmia lignaria (orchard mason bee), 1262 nucleotides. The record is from RefSeq and is a predicted model, not a curated record. Lineage: Eukaryota; Metazoa; Arthropoda; Insecta; Hymenoptera; Megachilidae.